AUGGAAGAAAUGAAGAGGAGUGCUGCCCAGAUGGAGAGGCCUGUAAAAACUGAGUGGAGUCCCCAGUGUGUCAUUUUCACCUAUUUUCAAGGGGACAUCAGCAGUGUAGUGGAUGAACACUUCUCCAGAGCUCUGAGCAGUAUCAAGAAACCCCAGGAAUUGAGCCCCUUGAUCCAGAGUGAAGAUGUGGUUCUAAAUAAUGAUGAUUUGGACACAUCUCCAAAUGAGUGGUGCUUCUCUUCUGAAUGGACAAAGCCACAGCCAGAAGUAUCUUUUGCAAAUGAUGCUGCCAACUGCAGCAUGAAUGGGUUUCAGCCCAUGGCUAUGACUCAAUACCCUCAGCCCCAGACUGGCAGUCCCUCUGUUGAGCCGGGCCAGCUGUUUCAUUUCUCUUCCCCGGCCAGCACCAGCUCCCCAGAGCCUGAAUACCCUUGUGUGUUCUCCCCUGGGCACCCAGUUUCACAGGCACAGCCUGAUGGGGAAUAUGAGUCACUCUUAAAUUUUCCCCAUCAGGAGAGAUGUGUAGCCCUUCCUCAGCAAUCUUCCAUGUGGGAGAAUUGCAGCUCUGGCCAGGCAACCAGAAGCACAGGAUCUCCCUUCAACCAGCCUUUCAACUCAGCCCACUGUAAGAACUAUUUCCCCCCAGCUCAUGGACCUGCAAAUGUCAGCCUUGCCAGCAACAGCCUUGCACACAAAAGAAACCUGGCCUGCAACCCAGGCAUGUGCCCGAACUGGGAACCGAACCGCCGACCCCUUGGUUCACAGCCUGUGCUUAAUCCACUGAGCAACACCAGCCAGGAGGGAUCCACGUCCGGAGGCUGGAGGCCAAAGGCUGCCCAGGCAUGUAGCCACUUCAGAGGUGGAACCGUGCCCUCUAGCCAUGGCCCUGACGGCGAAAAAUUUACGCUCUGAGACUGCACGAUUCCUGAAACGAAAGCCAGUCUUCAGAAAGAAGAAAAGACCUGUUCUUUUAUUGAACUUCAGUUUGAAGA
Molecule: messenger RNA, 992 nt
Organism: Artibeus jamaicensis (Jamaican fruit-eating bat)
Lineage: Eukaryota; Metazoa; Chordata; Mammalia; Chiroptera; Phyllostomidae
Gene: VGLL1
Product: vestigial like family member 1
Exons: 6
Coding region: 1-912 (303 amino acids)
Biological process (GO): regulation of transcription by RNA polymerase II
Cellular component (GO): nucleus
Source: RefSeq, a predicted model, not a curated record